CAACCCUUCCCCCAGUUCAGGACUUUGAAAAACGCCUCAGUGGCAGGGCAGUGUGUGUAGGGGGGCGCUCUAAAAACGUGGGGAGAUGGAUUUUCAUGCCAAGCGCUCCCCAGCGACCCAGACUCAGACCCUGGGGCAUCGGGUGUGUGCAGAGAGGGGGCAGUAUAGGGGAAGGGCUCAAGCAGGUGGCUCCACGGCCCAGGAAAGAGGGGUGGGAGGAGGCAGGGUUGGAGGCCGAGGGCACAGAGGCUCUGGAGAGGGAACACGCCAUGUCUGGAGUUCCAAAUUCUGGAUUUCUGGGGUCUGAACACAACAGCUAGGAGAGCCGCCGAGGUAGUUGGGGAGGCAGACAUUCCGGACCUCUUGUGCCUCAAGCAAACAACACAUUAGGGAGCUGAGAGGACACCAGGGAGCCAGGGACCAGCCUCUUUAGACAGAGGGAUCCUAAAACUUGAGGAGCUCCAUUAUUCCCUUCUACCCCCUCCAUCUCUGCGCACUGCCUCAUCUCCUCACCCUUUCUCUAGCCCAGUUUCUCUCUCAGGCUGAAACCUGGGCACCCAGCACAUGGGUAGGCCAGGUGACUGAGCCCCAUCCAUUCCACAGCCCCCUGCUGAGGCUUCCUCUGAGCAGCGGGCAUCCUGAGCUCUUGCCCAGCAUGGAGGGCCUGGAGGUGAGGCCAGAGGAGCUGAGGGCCUGGGGAUGGAGAGGAUGCGCUUUGCUCAGAGAAACAGGCAACCAAUAAAUAUUUAAUUCUCCUCUUUGCUUUUAUCUCCUGACCCACUGAGACAAAUCAGCUCAUUAAGCAGUGAUUCCCGGAGCUCAGACAGCAGGGAGAGUGCCUGGAAAGAUGGGGCAAGAAUGCGGAGCAGCUUCUCAGACCCUUGGAGCUGCCAACUUUCCCUCAAAUGUCCUGGUUCAGCUGACUCCUACACCAGCCGCCCAUCUCUGGACUCAGACGUCUCCUUGGAGGAGGACCGGGAAAGUGCCCGGCGUGAAGUAGAGAGCCAGGCUCAGCAGCAGCUCGAAAGGGCCAAGCACAAACCUGUGGCAUUUGCGGUGAGGACCAAUGUCAGCUACUGUGGCGUACUGGAUGAGGAGUGCCCCGUCCAGGGCUCUGGAGUCAACUUUGAGGCCAAAGAUUUUCUGCACAUUAAAGAGAAGUACAGCAAUGACUGGUGGAUCGGGCGGCUAGUGAAAGAGGGCGGGGACAUCGCUUUCAUCCCCAGCCCCCAGCGCCUGGAGAGCAUCCGGCUCAAACAGGAGCAGAAGGCCAGGAGAUCCGGGAACCCUUCCAGCCUGAGUGACAUUGGCAACCGACGCUCCCCUCCACCAUCUCUAGCCAAGCAGAAGCAAAAGCAGGCGGAACAUGUUCCCCCAUAUGACGUGGUGCCCUCCAUGCGGCCUGUGGUGUUGGUCGGACCCUCUCUGAAAGGUUAUGAGGUCACAGACAUGAUGCAGAAGGCUCUCUUUGACUUCCUCAAACACAGAUUUGAUGGCAGGAUCUCCAUCACUCGAGUCACAGCCGACCUCUCCCUGGCAAAGCGAUCUGUGCUCAACAAUCCUGGCAAGAGGACCAUCAUUGAGCGCUCCUCUGCCCGCUCUAGCAUCGCGGAAGUGCAGAGUGAGAUCGAGCGCAUAUUUGAGCUGGCCAAAUCCCUGCAGCUAGUAGUGUUGGACGCUGACACCAUCAACCACCCAGCACAGCUGGCCAAGACCUCGCUGGCCCCCAUCAUCGUUUUUGUCAAAGUGUCCUCACCAAAGGUACUCCAGCGUCUCAUUCGCUCCCGGGGGAAGUCACAGAUGAAGCACCUGACCGUACAGAUGAUGGCAUACGAUAAGCUGGUUCAGUGUCCACCGGAGUCAUUUGAUGUGAUUCUGGAUGAGAACCAGCUGGAGGAUGCCUGUGAGCACCUGGCCGAGUACCUGGAGGUUUACUGGCGGGCUACGCACCACCCAGCCCCUGGCCCUGGACUUCUGGGUCCUCCCAGUGUCAUCCCCGGACUUCAGAACCAGCAGCUGCUCGGGGAGCGUGGCGAGGAGCACUCCCCCCUCGAGCGGGACAGCUUGAUGCCCUCCGAUGAGGCCAGCGAGAGCUCCCGCCAAGCCUGGACAGGAUCUUCACAGCGUAGCUCCCGCCACCUGGAGGAGGACUAUGCGGAUGCCUACCAGGACCUGUACCAGCCUCACCGCCAACACACCUCGGGGCUGCCUAGUGCUAACGGGCAUGACCCCCAAGACCGGCUUCUAGCCCAGGACUCGGAGCACAACCACAAUGACCGGAACUGGCAGCGCAACCGGCCUUGGCCCAAGGAUAGCUACUGACAGCCUCCUGCUGCCCUACCCUGGCAGGCACAGGCACAGCUGGCUGGGGGGCCCACUCCAGGCAGGGUGGCGUUAGACUGGCAUUAGGCUGGCAUUAGGCUCAGCCCCCAAAACCCCCUGCUCAGCCCCAGCUUCAGGGCUGCCUGUGGUCCCAAGGUUCUGGGAGAAACAGGGGGCCCCCUCACCUCCUGGGCAGUGACCCCUACUAGGCUCCCAUUCCAGGUACUAGCUGUGUGUUCUGUACCCCUGGCACCUUCCUCUUCUCCCACACAGGAAGCUGCCCACUGGGCAGUGCCCUCAAGCCAGGAUCCCCUUAGCAGGGGCCUUCCCACCAGACUCAGGGAAGGGAUGCCCCAUCAAAGUGACAAAAAGGUGGGGUGUGGGCACCAUGGCAUGAGGAAGAAACAAGGUCCCUGAGCAGGUGCAAGUCCUGACAGUCAAGGGACUGCUUUGGCAUCCGAGGGCCUCCAGUCACCUCACUGCCACAUAUUAGAAAUGAGACAAUCAAAGCCCCCCCGGGGUGGCACACCUAUCCGUCUGCUGGGGUGGGGCAUCCACAUCCAAGACUGGAGCAGCAGGCUGGCCACACUCGGGCCAGAGAGAGCUCACAGCCGAACCUCUUGGAGGGAAGGGCUCUCCUCGCUCUGCCAGGAAGCUUCUUAACAUGUGACGGGACCAGGGGCCAGGAGCAUGGUGAAGCCAAGUGGCAGACGGGAGCUAACCUGGAUGGGGGUUUGGGGAAGGAGGGUGUGUGUAGCAGAGAACUUAUGGGGGCCUCCUUGCCUUUCUCAUUCUUUUGCCCUGCAUCCUGUCAUUUCUGUUCUUGUCCCUCAUACAUGCUGGGAGAACCGGGCUCCAGACUUUGUUCCCUGACUCAUAGCUGCCGCUUGUUAGGUUAGGAUUAGAUGGGGAGAGACAGGGCACAGAGGACCUGUCUCCCUGGCUACUCUCACCUUAAGGCUCUAGUGUGUGACCUACAGAGCAUGCUCCACAAGCCCCUGCCUCACCUCACUGUCAUCACUAAUAAACAUCAUACACAGUC
This is a messenger RNA of Macaca mulatta (Rhesus monkey), 3364 nucleotides long. RefSeq names its product calcium voltage-gated channel auxiliary subunit beta 3 (gene CACNB3). Gene Ontology annotation, molecular function: voltage-gated calcium channel activity; protein binding. Gene Ontology annotation, biological process: calcium ion transmembrane transport. The record is from RefSeq and is a predicted model, not a curated record. Gene Ontology annotation, cellular component: voltage-gated calcium channel complex. Lineage: Eukaryota; Metazoa; Chordata; Mammalia; Primates; Cercopithecidae.